This is a messenger RNA of Closterium sp. Naga37s-1, 945 nucleotides long. The record is from the annotation of a GenBank genome assembly. NCBI's taxonomy places the organism in Eukaryota, Viridiplantae, Streptophyta, Zygnematophyceae, Desmidiales, Closteriaceae.
AUGGCGACACGAAAUCGAACACCCGUUUUCAUAAAACAUCGAGAUUCUCUCAAGUCAACUAGACCAAACGCCGGAGCCGCUCGCGAUCUUGAUCAGGUGGAAAAGGGAUGGGGGACGGGAAGAAAAGGAGGAGGCUAUGUACAACUAACUCGGCUAGACACUGGAGAGAGGCUAUCAGCAGGGACGUCAGGAGCAGCAACCUCGCAACCAGCCGCUUCCGGUGGUUUGGGAAGUCCACGCCUACCUCCCGUGUGGGUAGACGUGUCGGACAAGAUAAAGGACGAUAUGCAAAAGAUUAGAGGGAAGAUGGGUGAGCUAGCGAAGGUCCAGGCACGCGCGUUGCUACCGUCGUUUGAUACGGACGAUGCGCGGGGGAAGAAGAACGAGCACGAGAGAACCAUGGAGGUUCUCACUGCGGAAAUCACGCGGUCGCUGAAGACGUGCGAGCAGCGGUUGCAGCAGCUUUCGCGAAAAGAAGCGACGUCAGCGGGGAAUGCUGCCAUUGCGCGCAACGUUCAGAGAUGCAUGGCCACGGAUUUGCAACAACUUUCCAUGGAUUUUCGCAAACAGACGAAGCAGUAUCUACGGCGGUUGCAACAGCAGCAGCAGCCUCAAGAAAAGGCUGUGCUGGGCCGUGCUGGUGCUGGUGGGUCGGCAGGCAGGCUACACGAAGCAUCCUCCAGUGCAGCGCAGACAGAUGACGAUGACUACUUUGACCCAGAGUUUGAGGAGCGGCAGCUGCUGCGAGUGAGGCAGAUGGAGAACGUGACAGCAGAAAGGGAGAAGGAGAUUCAAGAGAUUGUGCAAUCAGUGCAUGACCUCGCCCAGAUCAUGAAGGACAUUUCAGUCCUUGUCAUCGAUCAGGGAACCAUUGUUGACCGAAUUGACUACAACAUUCAGAACAUUAGUGCAAACGUGGACAAGGGCGUUGAGGAGCUCAAAAAG